Molecule: messenger RNA, 384 nt
Organism: Insectozyma verbasci
Lineage: Eukaryota; Fungi; Ascomycota; Pichiomycetes; Serinales; Debaryomycetaceae
Source: the annotation of a GenBank genome assembly
AUGGCAGCUUUUGAUGAAAUAUAUGAUUAUGUUGAGAAAGAUACAUUUAUUAGAUAUUUUAGAUUAUCAAUCUUUAUAUUUGCUUAUUUAGUUUUUAGGAAAUAUUAUAGUAAUUGGGCAGCUAAAAAACAAUCUGAUCAUCAAGCAAGAUUAGAUGCACUUGAAAAAGAAAAUAAGCCAGAGCAAGAAAGAAUAGCUAAAGAACAAGAAUUAGAAUUAUUAGAAUCUGAAUCAAAAGAAUUUGGAUGGGGUAAGAAAACAAGAAGAAAUGUUAAAGUUACUGAACAUGUUUUAAAUGAUAUUGCUGCUGAACAAAAUUUACGAAAUCAAAGUUUUUAUAAUGCUCAAGAAGAUGCUGAUAUAGAAGAGUUAUUAGAAGAUUAA